This is a messenger RNA of Sinocyclocheilus grahami, 1860 nucleotides long. RefSeq lists its product as uncharacterized. Gene Ontology annotation, cellular component: nucleus. The transcript is spliced from 5 exons. The coding region runs from base 55 to 1860 and encodes 601 amino acids. NCBI's taxonomy places the organism in Eukaryota, Metazoa, Chordata, Actinopteri, Cypriniformes, Cyprinidae. The record is from RefSeq and is a predicted model, not a curated record. Gene Ontology annotation, biological process: regulation of exit from mitosis.
GGUUCCCGUGUUUCCCAUGAUGCCGUGCCCGUUGGGCAAAUUCAAACAGUAGAAAUGGAAGAGGAAUCGAGGAGAGGAGAGUUAGACUGUACAAACAUGACUGUCAUCACACAUAGCAACACCAACGAAACCUCUAACAACAGCUACAACAACACAAAUACUCACACCGAUCAGUCUACAGCUCAGGAAGAAGAAUCAAAGGUUUCCUCUGAUGGAGAAAAGGAAUGGAACAUUUUGUGCCAUGUCGAUGAUCCUGAAUCCUCCACUAAAUCUAAGGUGGAAAAUGUGUGCUUGUUGGACAACAAUGGUGAGGUCGAGAGAGACGGGGAUCCCCCUUUAAACCCAUCAGAAGACAAAGAAAAUGAAAAUAUCCUCACACAUGCAAGAACAGAACAUAGAGGUGACGAUUGCCAGCAGAUUGAUCCUUUGGCCAAUUCUUCUGGCAGUCAGAGGGAUUGUGAAUCUAGCGGAGUGUCUGCAAACCAUAUUGAUGAUGAGGAAAUAUUCUGGAGAGCAAGAGAAGAAGGACGAGUGAAUGUUGUCUUUCCUGGCCAUAUCACCCAGGAUGGCUGCUGUAGAUUUGUUUGUGAGCUUCUGAAGUGUGUCCUUUACCAGCGGCAGCAGAUACCUAUGACAUAUGACCAAAUGGUGUUCCUCCAGAAACAGCAGCAUAAUGCCACUCAGACAAAGGACAUGGUAAACCAACGGUCUGCAAAGACAUCUGAGGGCUUGGACUGGCGUCGAUGCCAGCAGACAUUGCAGGAUCUAGAUGAAGUGCUGGCCCACCUUGAGGCAUUGUUCUCUCUUAGCCAAGUUCCUUGUGUGCUUUUCAUGCUGGGUGGGUCUACCGUCCUUCCUACCGAGCUGUAUGAGGUAAACAUGGAAGCGGUGGCUGUGGGAGCCGGGGAAAACUGCUUAAGGACUUCAACCUGUCUAAGACAGCUUUUCCGCACAUUGUUUGUGGCUGACCUGUUGUCGGAUGCCAAGUCUGUGCGGCUUAUGACUACCACGGUCAUGGCUCUGGGUCACCGGGAUUGUGGCGUGACUGGGUUUAAGCCCAAAAUUGAUCCUUUGGCCAAUUCUUCUGGCAGUCAGAGGGAUUGUGAAUCUAGCGGAGUGUCUGCAAACCAUAUUGAUGAUGAGGAAAUAUUCUGGAGAGCAAGAGAAGAAGGACGAGUGAAUGUUGUCUUUCCUGGCCAUAUCACCCAGGAUGGCUGCUGUAGAUUUGUUUGUGAGCUUCUGAAGUGUGUCCUUUACCAGCGGCAGCAGAUACCUAUGACAUAUGACCAAAUGGUGUUCCUCCAGAAACAGCAGCAUAAUGCCACUCAGACAAAGGACAUGGUAAACCAACGGUCUGCAAAGACAUCUGAGGGCUUGGACUGGCGUCGAUGCCAGCGGACAUUGCAGGAUCUAGAUGAAGUGCUGGCCCACCUUGAGGCAUUGUUCUCUCUUAGCCAAGUUCCUUGUGUGCUUUUCAUGCUGGGUGGGUCUACCGUCCUUCCUACCGAGCUGUAUGAGGUAAACAUGGAAGCGGUGGCUGUGGGAGCCGGGGAAAACUGCUUAAGGACUUCAACCUGUCUAAGACAGCUUUUCCGCACAUUGUUUGUGGCUGACCUGUUGUCGGAUGCCAAGUCUGUGCGGCUUAUGACUACCACGGUCAUGGCUCUGGGUCACCGGGAUUGUGGCGUGACUGGGUUUAAGCCCAAAGUGGAUUUUAAAGUCCCCACAAAAGUGAAAAGGCAAGUCAUCUCUAUAGCCAGUGAUUUGUCACUCACCAGGGAGUUACAAAAAAGUAAAACCGAUCUAGAGUACUAUAUAUGGUUUCAAGCCCCUGUCACUGUGAAAGGUUUCUGUAAAUGA